UUUACAUUUCCAAAGUUAUAUUAUUAAAGAUUAAUUGGUUUAGUUGCAACACAUGGAUCGCUUUACAAAAAUAAUGCUCAGCCGUCUUUGACGUUGCUCAUGGUACACUGCGUAGAAGCAAAUUACCUGUGUACGGUACACAAUGUACCUCAGAUAUAUAGACAUAAUAUUGUUUCAUAAAUCUCUCGUUAAAUGUAGAUCUAUUUAUCGUUAUUGACUUGGGAUUCAAAACGUCAAACACAAAAUUAAUGAAUUGAUCAAGAAACACCAUUAAUAAUAAUUCUUUAAAAAUCGCGGGUGAAAUUUAAAAAUUUAGAAGUGAAAAUAUCUUAUCAAUGAUAACGAUAAUCUGAUGAUGAUAACAAAUGAUAGCGGGUAAAACUAAUUUUUGGGUAGUUUUUAAACUUAUAACGGCAAGUCGACUACUGAGGAAUAGUGGAAAACUGCGUAAAUACUCGGUAGUUGAUUGAUUUAUGUCCAGGAAAUACCAAUUGUACGUUUCAUUAAUCAUGUCUUCAAGAAACAAACGAUCUUUGACUGAUAAAAUUGAUUCCAACGGAGGAAAAAGUAAUGCACAAGUCAUAAAAAAAAGAAAACAUUUGACUAUCAAAUCUGAUACAAACGAAGAAACUUCAAACGUUGAUUGGUACCCAGCCAAUUGGCAAAAGACGUUAGAGAAUAUAAGAAAAAUGCGUAAAGAUGUUGUUGCACCUGUGGACGAUAUGGGGUGCGAUCAAGUUGCUGAUUUAAACGAACGGCCAGAAAUAAUUCGAUAUCAUGUACUUGUAUCAUUAAUGCUAUCAAGUCAAACUAAAGAUGAAGUUAAUUAUGCAGCUAUGCAACGUUUGAAAGAGCAUGGCUUAACUGUAGAUAACAUUUUAGAAACCACAGAUGAACAACUGGGAAAAUUGAUUUAUCCUGUUGGGUUUUGGAAGAGAAAAGUUGAAUAUAUUAAACGAACGACUCGUAUACUUAAGGAUAAUUAUAAUGGUGAUAUACCGAAAACAAUAAAAGAUCUGUGCGAUUUGCCUGGUAUAGGGCCCAAGAUGGCUCAUCUUUGUAUGAGUUGUGCUUGGAAUGAAGUAACAGGAAUUGGAGUGGACACUCAUGUACAUAGAAUAAGUAAUCGUUUGGGUUGGGUAAAAAAAAAUACCAAGACACCAGAAAAUACUCGAGUAGCAUUAGAGUCUUGGUUGCCUAAAGAACUGUGGCGUGAAGUUAAUCAUAUGUUAGUUGGAUUUGGACAAACUAUAUGCCGACCCAUUGGUCCACAUUGUGUUUCAUGUUUAAACAAAUCCAUCUGUCCUUCUGCGGUAUUAAAUAGCUCGCCUAUAAAAAAAAAAAAUGAUUAAUUUUUGACUGUUAUAAG
Sipha flava (yellow sugarcane aphid) is the source of this 1369-nucleotide messenger RNA. RefSeq names its product endonuclease III-like protein 1 (gene Nthl1). Gene Ontology annotation, molecular function: DNA-(apurinic or apyrimidinic site) endonuclease activity; oxidized pyrimidine nucleobase lesion DNA N-glycosylase activity; DNA binding. NCBI's taxonomy places the organism in Eukaryota, Metazoa, Arthropoda, Insecta, Hemiptera, Aphididae. Gene Ontology annotation, biological process: base-excision repair; nucleotide-excision repair; base-excision repair, AP site formation. The transcript has 5 exons. The coding region runs from base 474 to 1352 and encodes 292 amino acids. Gene Ontology annotation, cellular component: nucleus. The record is from RefSeq and is a predicted model, not a curated record.